Molecule: messenger RNA, 1831 nt
Organism: Coregonus clupeaformis (lake whitefish)
Lineage: Eukaryota; Metazoa; Chordata; Actinopteri; Salmoniformes; Salmonidae
Product: RNA-binding protein 34-like
Exons: 11
Coding region: 179-1543 (454 amino acids)
Molecular function (GO): RNA binding
Source: RefSeq, a predicted model, not a curated record
AAAUAACUACAUUUAUUUUUGGCAUCAACAAAUUGUUCUAAUGAGAUGUGUUCAAUAUAACUUCGCGUCCAACUUAUUUGAUUAAUUAUUUCCAUGAUAAAAAGCACGUUUUUAUAAGAUUGUCUCAUCAUUUAAACCAGCUGGAAUCGACUAUCGAGAAUAUUGAAGUGAACUGACCAUGAAAAAUAAACGUUUUGGAGAGAGUGAGGAGGGGCCAUCUGUGGACAAACAGUCCAUGGACUAUGUAGUGGGAUCAGUAUCAGGCAGCUUGUUUCCAAAGGAGUCUGCAUCCAGCUCCGGAUCAUUAUCAGCCUUGUUCCAAGCUGCACCAGUAGUUGACACUCUGUUCUUUGUUCCUGCUCCCAAGCUUGAACCGAGGAGCGUGGAGGUGAAGGAAGGCGCGGUCACAAAAGGCCUGAACAACCAGAAACAAACAAACAAAGCAGCAAAGGACAAAUCAGCUGCAGACCUAAAUCUAGAAAACAGAGAAAGUGCAUUACAAAAUGCUGACGAAGAUGAACAGGUCCCAAAGAUGCGCAAGAAGUCUAAAAGGAAAGCUGUUGAGAUGGAAGAAGGGGGUGCAACAGAGGAGGAGGAGAGGCAGACAAAAAAGAGGACUGGAGCCCAAAUGGCAGAGGAGAGAGUAAAACAGAAACGAACAGUGUUUGUCGGCAACCUACCUGCCAGCUGCACAAAGAAGACACUACAGCUUGUCUUCAAGGAUCAGGGAGCCAUUGAAAGCAUUCGAUUUCGAUCAGUGGUAAGAGAGGAUCCAUCUAUGUCACGCAAAGUAGCAGCUAUUCAACGUAAGGUUCACCCCAAGAAGCAGAGCAUCAAUGCCUACGUGGUGUUCAAAGCUGAAGAAGGAGCCGAGAAGGCAUUGGAAAGGAACGGCAUGGAGAUUGAGAAAGACUUUCACAUCCGGGUGGACAGGAUCUCCAAAAGUUCAUCGCACGAUCACAAGAGGUCAAUAUUCAUUGGAAAUCUACCAUUCGAUAUAAACGAAUUGCCACUGCGACAGCACUUUGAGGAGUGUGGCAAGGUGGAGGGGGUGCGGUUGGUGCGGGACAAGAACUCUGGAAUGGGCAAGGGUUUCGGCUACAUCUUAUUCGAGAGCAUCGAUUCUGUCCAGCUGGCCUUGAAACUAGACAGCUCCAAACUCCUUGGCAGGUCGGUCCGGGUGAAGAGGUCAGUGAAGAAGGAGAAAGAGAAGAAGAAAGUGGUGCACAGAGGUCCCAGAGGGAAAGAAAGAGAGACUAAGGGUGCAGGGAAGGAGAAGGGGCCUACCAAAGGGGGCUUUAAGGGGAGACCGGGCCAGGGCGUUCCCCAAAACAAAUCUUUCGGGAGGCCGCAGGGGAAGGGGCCCCAAAUGAAAUCGAUGGGGAAGCCAUUCAAGAAAAGUCCAGGCGAGGCAUCGAAAGCCACCACAGGCCCCGCUUCCUUCAAAGGUGAGAUGGCUGACCCGAACAGCAAAAAAGCAAAGGCGAAAGCACUGAAGAAGAAACUCAAACCGAGGAAAAGGAAUCAGGUUGUACACAUUUGAUGGUCUGUGCUUUGCGCCUUUCGACUGUUGUGUAAUGUAAAUGUAUUUCAUAUCGUUCACAAGCAGAUAACAGUUGUACAAUUAAAAUGUGAGUGGAGCUAUAUCAUGAGAUGGUGGGUAAACGUUCCUGACGUAACAUCCAGGCCUACCCUCAUAAUUUCCAGUUGAAACAUGGUUGUUUUAGGUUGGGGCUGUCCCACCCAAUGAUGUAUGUAAAUAUGUACAGUGAGGGAAAAAAGUAUUUGAUCCCCUGCUGAUUUUGUACGUUUGCCCACUGACAAAGAAAUG